Messenger RNA from Medicago truncatula (barrel medic), 587 nucleotides. RefSeq lists its product as uncharacterized. The transcript has a single exon. Bases 77 to 496 code for a protein of 139 amino acids. The record is from RefSeq and is a predicted model, not a curated record. NCBI's taxonomy places the organism in Eukaryota, Viridiplantae, Streptophyta, Magnoliopsida, Fabales, Fabaceae.
UAGAUGAAGCUACAGAUCCAAAUCCUUUCAUAAAGAUCUUGUUUCAUUUACAUAAAAAUAAACCUACACAUUAACGAUGUCACCUUCAAUGUUUUUUUCACCGAAAAUCAUUGUCGUGAUGUUUGUUUUGGCCAUGAUAACAUGUGUCCCUGCCAAAGCCAGCACCAUAGAACAUUGUUUAAGGUUGAAACUGAAUCCACCUCCACCAGCACCGCGUGCGGCACUUGGACAUGGAACGAAAUUUGAUUUGAAUCGCGUUGUUUGUAAGGACGCUUUUCGUGCCGUGGGACAUUCUGUGAGGGUAACAGGGAAAUUGCCAUGGAGUUACUUAGGUGCCCUUUGUAACGUCUUUGGUGAUAAUGAUCAAAAGAUUGAGCAUUACAUUAAAGGUGCCUUCAGAGUUAACGAUUUUAUUAAACUAAUUGAUGGUAGAUCUUGUGCUAUUGUUAGAAAGAAGUUGCACCCUAAAUCACCUUCAUCUUUGCCUAGGCCUUAGAUUGUUAUAGAUUGAUUCACAUAUAUGGUUAAUGAUUCAAACUGGGUUUCAUGAAUAAAUAGAUCUAUGUUGUUGGUCAUUGUUAAUUUUA